Messenger RNA from Colletotrichum aenigma, 1563 nucleotides. RefSeq names its product MOB kinase activator-like 4 (gene Mob4). The record is from RefSeq and is a predicted model, not a curated record. Gene Ontology annotation, cellular component: cytoplasm. The coding region runs from base 1 to 1563 and encodes 520 amino acids. Lineage: Eukaryota; Fungi; Ascomycota; Sordariomycetes; Glomerellales; Glomerellaceae. The transcript has 2 exons.
AUGUCAAUGGCGCCGAGCUCGCCCCGGCUGCCCAGCCCACCGCCGCCCGCAGAGAUCCAGAUCGGCCCCAAAUCCCCCUCUAUGGGCGCGCAGUCAAAUCGCCAGGCUUCCCCGAUGGAGCAGUCACUGAUCGACGCCAACUCAAGGCGCCGCAUACAUCCGGGCACCAAGGCAGCCGAUAUGGCAGCUGGGCCGCCGCUGGUCCCCCUUAAUGAGCUCGACUCGGCAUUCCAGCUCCAAGAGCACCUCGCAGCCCUCCAUUACUACCACACGAACAGCAACAGCACCCCGAUAAACCGCACGACCGCAAUCCAGCUCGCGACCCCCCCGCCCGGGAUCGACCGCACCCUCUGGCUGUACGAGCUGUGCCGGUUCCUCAUUUCGCAAUGCAACACCCUCAUCGUCGGGUUUCUGUUCGACUCCCCGCCCUGUAGCGCCGCCACCUGUCCCGAGAUGCGUGCUUCCGAGUGGCAGUUCCUUUGCGCCGUCCACGAGCAGCCUAAGAGCUGCUGUGCCAUUGACUACUGCUGCCACACGCUCGACUGGGCUGCCAACAUCGUCACCGACCCAAAGAUCUUCCCCUCGCGCUUCGUCGUGCUGUCAGAUGUGCACAACAAGGGCGUCGCCGUCAAGAACCUCGUCAACGUCUUCCGAAGACUGCACCGCAUCUUCGCCCACGCCUGGUUCCAGCAUCGCGCCGUGUUCUGGACCAUUGAGGGCCAGACGGGGCUGUACGUCUUCUUCAAGACUGUCUGCGACAUGUACGAGCUCCUCCCCGCCGAGAACUACAAGCUGCCGCCCGAGGCCGAGGGCCUGGAGACUGCCACGGCCGUGCCGGAUGGCAAUGGCACCGACAAGAAGCAGCUGCCCAUGUCAAUCGUCAAGCCUCCCCAGCGCGAAGGCCUUGCUCCGGGCGAGGAUCCCGACAAUUUCCAGCCCGUGGGCCGGACCGCUACGAGACGCCACGUCAGGGCUAGUCCCUCGGUUGGCAGUGCGGUCACGACCGUUGUGGAGGCCGACGAAGAGGACAACAACGACGUGGCGAGCAAGAUGCGCGACAUGCACAUCUCCGCGCCGGAGACUGUCGAGGAGGAGCCCGAGGUUGCAGACGUGCCUGUCAUAGUGGAGAAGGAGAUAAUGGAGGACGUCCCGUCUCCUGAGGAGAAGGAACAAGCACCGGUGGUGCAAGAGGUCAAGAGGGAGGCGGAGCCUGAAAAAACGGAUGAGUCACUGGAUGAUGCGGACCAGACCGUUGUGAUGGCGGACGAGGAAGAGGCCGGCGAAUCGCCAGCAAACGACGAGGCCGACGAGGUUUCUGAGACGACAGAAGCAGAGAAGGCGGAGCCCGUGACGGAGGAAACAGAUGAUGGAGCUAGCAAGGAAGAAAAGACAGACGAUACCAGGGGAGACGACGCGGCUGAUAAGGACGUCAGCACGCAUGACUUUGCCCAGGAACCCACCAAGGCGACUACAGACGCAGCGGACGACAGCAGCAAAGACGAGGCAUCAGAGAAAGACGAGGCCAAACAAGAGGCCGAGACGAAGGAGAAGAAUGAUUCGUGA